UAAUCUACGUACUGCUUUAGUUUGCAUAGCGAAGUGCAUCUGAUUUCGAUUUUGGCUUUCGUCAAUCGUCAGGAAACCUCUCCGCAUGGUCUGCAUCGUCUAAAAAAAACAAAACCAGCCAUUACUGGCAGACUGAAGUGUUUGCUGCUGGUGAAACGUUUGUGCAUUCGUAAGGUGCGAUUUUAUGUGCUUCAGGUGCAGGAAAUUUACACAUCAUUGGAGGAGUUCAUUUUUUUGUUCACGCGUUUCCAUCAUAACAAUCAGUGUUUGCUGUCAUGUUGGCCAUAUCGUCUUGUGGUUGAGCGGGGCAGCCAUCCAUAGCCUAACUCAGUGACACACCAUUCAAGUUGUUGCCGAUUAGGCUUACCUGGUGUCAGAAUUAUUUUACUGCUUCAAAGCUGUCACCAAUCAUGGCUGGAAACGAGGAUCUUCCACCCCAGCAGAUGGCGCAACGCAAGAGGAAAGCAGUCUCCGAGGACGGAGAGGAUGAAGAUACAAGUCCCAGCAAGUUCUCACGAAAUGACGAGGACAAACCCGACAAAGAGAGGUUUGCAAGGGAGAACCACAGUGAGAUUGAGCGGCGCCGACGGAACAAGAUGACGGCCUACAUCACAGAGCUGUCGGACAUGGUGCCUACCUGCAGUGCCCUCGCUCGGAAGCCCGACAAGCUCACCAUCCUGCGGAUGGCCGUCUCACACAUGAAGUCAUUACGGGGAACGGGCAAUACUAGCACGGCUGGUACCUACAAGCCGUCCUUCCUGACGGAUCAAGAGUUGAAACAUCUUAUUCUUGAGGCGGCCGACGGUUUCCUAUUUGUAGUUUCGUGCGACAGCGGGCGAAUCAUCUACACAUCAGAUUCAGUCCUCCCAGUCUUGAAUCAGACACAGAGUGACUGGGUAGGGACGUCCAUCUUUGACCUCAUCCAUCCCGACGAUGCGGAUAAAGUGAGGGAGCAACUCUCGACAACAGAGUCACCGACCAGUGGGAGGAUCCUGGACCUGAAAACUGGCACAGUCAAGAAAGAAGGACACCAGUCCUCCAUGAGAUUCUGCAUGGGCUCGAGGCGCGGUUUCAUCUGCCGCAUGAAGUACGGCAAUGCCCAGUUGGACCCCAUGACUAUGGGACGCUUCAACCACAUCCGGAACCGCAACAGCAUCGGGUCCAAGGACGGCGAGCAGUACGCGGUGGUGCACUGCACGGGCUACAUCAAGAAUUGGCCCCCACCAGCAGCUUCCGUUGUCAUGGACCAGCCGGAGGCGGACUCAGAGAGCCAUGGCAACAACCACUACUGCCUGGUUGCCAUAGGCCGUCUCCAGACCACCAGCACGCCGAAUUGCUCUGAUCUCGGAGGGGCAGGCACGCCCAAUGAGUUCAUCUCCAGACACCAGCCAGACGGCAAGUUUACUUUCGUGGACCAGAGGGUGACAGGAGUGCUCGGAUACCAGCCCCAGGAACUAUUGGGCAAGUCCAGCUAUGACUAUUACCAUCCAGAGGACCAGGCACAUCUGAAAGACAGUUUUGAACAAGCUGUGAAGUUGAAAGGUCAAGUGCUAUCCUUGAUGUACCGUUUCCAAGCCAAGAAUAGGGACUGGGUCUGGUUGCGGACCAGCUGUUUCAGCUUCCAGAAUCCCUAUACAGACGAGGUGGAGUACAUCAUCUGUACGAAUGCCUCCGUCAAAAACAUCCAGCAGCCUCAUGCCAGUCAAGAGCUAGAAACGUCCACCUCUGCCAUGGGAGCCAAAGUCAAAGGUCCUGGAGAACCUGUUCCUUCCCUGACACCUUACGGGGCCUACCCCAGGGGCAACACCACUGAGGCCCUGAGCGAGAGGCACCAAGGGGCUGACAAGAGCUCCCAGGAGUGCAAGUCGGAACCGGUGGGCCGCUUCCAAGCCGAGAGCGGCGGGGUGUACGGGGGUGUGAUGUCACCCCCGCAGGGUGGAGUCAUGCCCAGCAGCGCAGGAGGCGGGGACAAACAGAGCCGAUCGCUGGGCGGUGGGGCUGGGUUCAGCUCUGGGUCCUACCCUCAGGUGAGGGCGCCGCAGUCGUACAGCAGGCCUGACGAGGCAGCAGCAGCGGGUGGCGCCAAGGGGCUGGGCGUGAUGGAAGACUCCACCAAGAGUUACAGCCAGACUGCAGCCUCGUGGACGGCACCCCAGUACAACUCGCAGGUUGAGGCCGCGCAGCGUAGCGAGAGGUUAAACGUCCCCACAACCAGCCAGACUUCAUCUUUCGGUCAGGCACCUAGUAAUGUGACGUCAUCCCCGGCUCCGACGUACACCCAGCUGCAGACUACCAGUGGCCGGAACUCGGGCUACUCUUACCAGCAAGACAAAGGAGUUCAAGGUGGCCCUAACUCCCAGAUGUCCUACAGCAGUCGCCCCGAGGCCCAGCACCCCCAGGCUGUAGGUCGUCGAGACCCCGCCAUGUGGCAGCAGUGGCAGCAGCAAGCUGCCGGUGUGGCCGGGGCCAGUACCGGCCAACAGGACAGCCAACAGCCAGCGCCUGAAGAGUUCCACGACAUCUACCGCAUGCUAGAAGGCCAGCAGGCCACCCAGGCCUACGGCACCCAGGUGGAGGAGUUCAACGACAUCCCCAUGUUCCCCCCGUUUUCGGAAUAGCCCAGCUCACGGUGACCCCGUAACCCCAACCUUGCGACAUCCUUCAAAAUCUGCCAGGGUGCUUGGCAGGAUUUUGCAGGAUUGAGGCCAGCCACUUAAUACUUGACAUGGGUCUUGCCUAAGCUUGAAGUGCCGUGCAAAGAGUGAGUCAUUGGUUUCCUGCACUUUGCAAAACUUCCAAGGGUUCUGGGAGUGUCUUUGCAACAAAACUUGAGGGGUAAAUGUUUAUGUUGGAGAGAUCAUGUUGAAGAGAAUCAAUUGUAGAAUUUCUAAACUAUCUCCAGAAUGUUUAUGUAUAUUGGUGUUUGAAACCGUAUUCUGGGCUGCACAGUUUACACAACAUGAAAGGAGGAGCCCCAUUGGAUGUCACAAUGGGAGGUGAUGAUUGGUUGGCUGUUCAUGUUUGAAAUUUGGGAAAGUAGUGGCCUGCUGAAUUUGAUAAUUGACUGGUUCUACCGCUUAUCGUCACAUCCCAUUCCAAAUUUUCCAGGGAAGAGAAGCCCACCCUCUGUUAUUGAUGAAGAGACAGGUGUAAGGUUGAAUGACUCCCUUGGUUUCAGUUUCUGGCAGAUUGCCAGGCUUGUCAUGCAUAUUCAUCAAUGGGGUUGAACAGGCUCUCUAGAAUCGUCACUUGUGUCACAUGAACACACUGCCAGGUAAUUGAUCUGAGGUUGAUUGGAACUGGGUCUUAACUUUUUAGCAACAUUCAUGGAAUAAGUUUGAUUUUCGAUAAGAGUAUUGUUGGCUGAAAAUUCGACUUGUUAAAAGGCAACAUGAAUGACCUGAUCAUUUAUAUGCAGACAAAUGCCAUAAAUACUCUUGAAGUCAUUCGUUUACAACAUUUGUCCAAUAGUUCACAGCGUAACUCAGAUUUUUGUCACACAGAAGCGCCGCCAUGGAGCAAUAUUUGUUACAAUGCUGGCCAACUUCAGGCUCAACACACAGUGUGUUUCUACAGCCUUCCUGGACAUCAUGCAUAAUUGUGUGAACAGAGAAUGAAUGGGGAUUGGGCAUGUAUGCACAUUGGCUGUUGGAUGCCCAGAGAAUGGUUGGCAUAUUAACUGGUCAACUGCCUUCUACAAAUAUAGAUUGCCUGAUAGUGUUUAUACUGCUUCCAGUGUAAACUUGUGAAGAAAAAUUGGUUUAAAUUGGGAAAAAUGUCUAGUUGAUCUUGGAACAUUGUGUGGUGUUGGCCACCCACCAGCGCCGCCUCCUUAGAAAAGGAGAAACAGAGUAAUAGGAAUUCCUUCUCCCGGGCACCUGACGCUCAUAGGACGACGGUACCUCCCAACAUGCAUCAGUUUCACUGCAAAAGCUUGCUAAACUGUGAAUGUGUACGUGGUGAAUUCCCAUCAAAGGAGCAUCACGGUGCACAAGUGUACCAUUUACCUUCUUGCAUGGAGCGGAGUGGUUAUCAGCAUCUCAACCAACCUUAGGGUGGCCCCAAACCACGGACCACACCAGAUCAAGCUGGUAGUGUUUGCAAGUUUAUCGACAGUAGUAAACCUGAUUGUAUUCUAUGGUACUUCUAGUGAAUGAAAUCAUGGAAAAUUUAAAGAUCAGAUCAGCGAUGGAAUUGCCGAAAAUUGAGCGAUGGAUUAAGCAGGUGCUUUACGGCUCCCUCACAAAAGCACAGUACAUCCGAGGACCAGUCGCAAAUACCAGUCGUUUUUCAUCAGUGUAGCUGGUAAUGACUUAAGCUCGGAAGAUGGAGUUGAAUUCUAUCAAAUUGGUAUGAGAAACUUUGUCAGCAGACAUGUAAAAACACUCACAUAAUGUGCAGGCUGUCAGUUUCAGGGAACUAGAACUUGGAAUGGUGUGUGUGGCCAUUUGUACUUUGUACGAAUUUAGAUUUUGAAUUUUGGUGCGUCUUGAAUAUUGUUAGAAGGUACCGGUAAUUUCGACAUCAAUUUUGCAUCAACUGUUGCUCUUAGAAAAUUUUUUUACAUAGGAAUUGCAAAAAAAAAUAAAAUAAAUAAAUAAACAAAAUAAAUUCAGAUUUACAUGUACAUGUACCUUUGUGUUGUAGUUUUGUUUUGGUGUGUAGUUGCAAACGCAGUUUGUAUGAAUGUAAAAAUUACUGUUACCAUUUUGUGAAUCAUUUUUUCAAAAAAAAAAAAACUCCCAGACCGAAGGUUUAAUUAUGUGGUGUAAAGUGAAAGACUAGCAAAGCUACAUGCCCCUUUUAAAAGGCUCUCAUUUUAUCUUUAGCUCUUUAUGAGUUGUUGUGGAAUGCCGAACAAAGCGAACUGUGUGUAUGUAAGUUUUAACCACUGUGUGCGUUAAUUUAUAUAAUGGGUUUUUGCCUUUACGCAACGUAUAUAUUAAUAAACACUGUGUGCUUGUCCGAGAGCU
Molecule: messenger RNA, 4973 nt
Organism: Acanthaster planci (crown-of-thorns starfish)
Lineage: Eukaryota; Metazoa; Echinodermata; Asteroidea; Valvatida; Acanthasteridae
Product: aryl hydrocarbon receptor nuclear translocator homolog
Biological process (GO): regulation of DNA-templated transcription
Cellular component (GO): nucleus; transcription regulator complex; cytoplasm
Molecular function (GO): DNA-binding transcription factor activity; protein dimerization activity
Source: RefSeq, a predicted model, not a curated record